Messenger RNA from Thalassophryne amazonica, 1512 nucleotides. It is a transcript of the gene gfod2, whose product is annotated as glucose-fructose oxidoreductase domain containing 2. The record is from RefSeq and is a predicted model, not a curated record. The transcript has 3 exons. Gene Ontology annotation, molecular function: nucleotide binding. NCBI's taxonomy places the organism in Eukaryota, Metazoa, Chordata, Actinopteri, Batrachoidiformes, Batrachoididae. Bases 270 to 1424 code for a protein of 384 amino acids.
UCGCGUUUCCUGUCGGCGCCAUGUUUUCGGCUCUUGAUGUCCGGCGGUAGUGAGCCGUCUGUCGUCGCUGUACUGUCUCUGAUCACACAGCUCUCCUGACGUUAGCGUUUCAGCACCUUCUGUUCUUACCCACGUUUGCCUGUUUAACACGCUCCAUUUGAUUUCAGAAGAGCACUGGACAACUUGAGAGAAAAGGGAAUCAUCAUCUUUUGGGAUGUUUGUGAGGCUGGCCGUGGUUCCGACAUAAGGCUGCGGUGAGCGGCACUGUCAUGUUACCAGGAGUCGGCGUGUUUGGCACAGGGAGCACAGCCCGGGUGCUGGUUCCAUUGUUGAAAGCUGAAGGUUUUGAGGUUCAGGCACUCUGGGGCCGAAGCGAAGAGGAAGCAGGCUGCUUGGCAAAGGAAUUGGGCAUCCCAUUUCACACCAGCCGAUCUGAUGACGUGCUGCUGCACCAAGAUGUUGACCUUGUUUGCAUCUAUAUUCCACCCUCAAUGACACGGGAGAUAGCUGUGAAAGCACUGGGGAUCGGUAAGAAUGUUGUCUGUGAGAAAGCUGCAACUGCUGUGGAUUCCUUCAACAUGGUGAAUGCAGCUAGGUACUACCCCCAGCUGCUCAGCAUUAUGGGCAACUCCUUGCGUUUCCUACCAGCUUAUGUUGCAAUGCACCAGCUGCUGAUGGAGGGGUAUGUUGGUGAAGUUCAGGUGUGUGAUGUCAGAGUCUACGGUCCCAGUCUCCUCGACCAGUCAUAUGGCUGGACAUGUGAGGAUCUGAUGGGGGGAGGCGGGCUGCACACAGUUGGGUCUUCCAUUAUUGAUCUUUUAAGUUAUCUAACUGGGGCACGAGCCCAUCGUGUACAUGGCUUAUUACGGACUUUUGUGCAACAAAACGGAUUAAUCCGUGGCAUUCGUCGCGUCACCAGUGAUGAUUUUUGUUUCUUUCAAAUGCUGAUGGGAGGAACUAGGCGCAGUUCUGGUGUUGUGUGCUGCACCGUGACCUUAAACUUCAAUAUGCCUGGGUCAUUUGUUCAUGAGAUUAUGGUAGUUGGGUCAACUGGGAGGUUGGUUGCCCGGGGAACAGAACUGUAUGGUCAACGCAAUGGGAGUAAUGGUGAAGAACUUUUGCUUGGGGACAAUGGGUGGGCUGGACCUGAGGUGCCUGAGAUGCCCCUACCUCAUCUUCAGGGUCUCAGUGCUAUGGUAAAGGCACUGAGGCAGUCUUUUCAGGCUCACGAGGAGCGCAGGUCAUGGGCCCAUGGACCAGUUGCCAUAGCACCCACAUUUGAAGAUGGACUAUAUGUGCAGACAGUAGUAGAGGCAGUUAAACAGUCCAGCUGUAGUGGAGAAUGGGUGUGUGUGGAAAUUUUGAGUCAGGAACCAGAUCCAAACCACAACCUGUGUGAGGCUCUGCAGAGAAAUAAGCAUUAAAUGUACAGUGCCCUCCAAAAGUAUUGGGCCCCUUGGUAUUUCACUCAUUUUAAUUUGUUUGUCAUUUCAAAUACAAAAAGCAAAUCAG